Corythoichthys intestinalis (scribbled pipefish) is the source of this 3608-nucleotide messenger RNA. RefSeq names its product gastrula zinc finger protein XlCGF57.1-like. Gene Ontology annotation, molecular function: DNA-binding transcription factor activity, RNA polymerase II-specific; RNA polymerase II cis-regulatory region sequence-specific DNA binding. Gene Ontology annotation, cellular component: nucleus. Lineage: Eukaryota; Metazoa; Chordata; Actinopteri; Syngnathiformes; Syngnathidae. The transcript is spliced from 3 exons. The record is from RefSeq and is a predicted model, not a curated record. The coding region runs from base 89 to 2008 and encodes 639 amino acids. Gene Ontology annotation, biological process: regulation of transcription by RNA polymerase II.
GCAACCUCUAUGUGCCCAUCCGGGGCUUGCUGUUCUUUCGUGUUCCAUUCUCCAAACCAAACGACCUCCUUCAAAGCAAUUUAAGUGGAUGCGACAAAUUACUACUGACUGGUGGCCAACACGAUCCCAAACAUCAAGUCAAAGAGUAGAAAUAAUGAGAGGAUAUCCAGGUCACGACGAACAACUGAAACAAAAGAAAAUGAAGAGUCCCGCAAACGUCACUGAAGAAGAACUUCACCCUGAGAAGCACAAUCCAGUCCACGUUAAACAGAAGGAGGAGCCUGACAUGCUGUUGAUCAAACAGGAGGCGGAGCCAGGGACCUCUGACAUCAAAGAAGAAAAACAGGAAAUUGAAAUCCUCAAGUUUCUGAUGGGUGUCGGUGUGAAGAGCGAAGAAGACGAAGGAACAAGCGAAGAGAGCAGAGCAACGAACCCUUUGAGCGACUGCUCAUUUCAGCACCAGACAACAAAAGGAGAGCAACCGGUCGGCCUCUUAGCUCCGCUUUCGGACAGCGAUGACUUAAAGUCACAUUCUUCUGACUUUAAUACUGAUGAGGAGGAGGAUGACUUUGACCAAAAUGCUUCAAAAUCCUUAGACAAGUCAUCAUUUAAAAUAGACGCAAAGGAAGGCGUGGUUGGGAAACGUUUUCCCUGCUCACUUUGUGAUAAAACAUUUCCUUGUAAACGAUACUUAAGGGCACACAUGCGUAGACACACUGAAGAGAAACCUUUUGCCUGCACACUUUGCGAUAAAAAAUACUCCACGAAGGCAAAAUUAAACAUACACACAAGAACACACACUGGAGAGAAGCCUUAUGCCUGCACACUUUGUGAUAAAAAAUACUCCACAAAGGAAAAUUUAAACUAUCACACAAGAACACACACUGGAGAGAAGCCUUUUGCCUGCACACUUUGUGGUGAAAGUUUCACAUAUCAGCGGGAUUUAAACAUUCACACAAGAACACACACUGGAGAGAAACCUUUUGCCUGCACAUUUUGUGGUAAAAGUUUCACACAUCAGGGACAUUUAAACGUUCACACAAGAACACACACUAGAGAGAAACCUUUUGCCUGCACAUUUUGUGGUAAAAGAUUCACCCGUAAGGAAGAUUUAAACAUUCACACAAGAACACACACUGGAGAGAAACCUUUUGCCUGCACACUUUGCAAUGAAAAAUAUUCCACGAAGGCAAAAUUAAACAACCACACAAGAUUACACACUGGAGAGAAGCCUUAUGCCUGCACACUUUGUGAUAAAAAAUACUUUACGAAAGAAAAUUUAAACUAUCACACAAGAACACACACUGGAGAGAAGCCUUUUGGCUGCACACUUUGUGGUAAAAGGUUCACUUAUCAGGGACAUUUAGACAUUCACACAAGAACACACACUGGAGAGAAACCUUUUGCCUGCACACUUUGUGGUAAAAGAUUCGCCUGUAAGGGAGAUUUAAACAAACACACAAGAACACACACUGAAGGGAAGCCUUUUGCCUGCACAUUUUGUGAUAAAAAAUACUCCACAAAGGCAAAUUUAAACAUACACACAAGAACACACACUGAAGAGAAGCCUUUUGCCUGCACAUUUUGUGGUAAAAGAUUCAGCCAUAAGGGAGAUUUCAACAAACACACAAGUACACACACCGGAGAGAAGCCUUUUGCCUGCACACUUUGUGGUAAAAGAUUCACCAAGCAGGGAAAUUUAAACAUUCACACAAGAACACACACUGGAGAGAAACCUUUUGCCUGCACACUUUGUGGUAAAAGAUUCACCUGUAAGGGAGAUUUAAACAAACACACAAGAACACACACUGGAGAGAAGCCUUUUGCCUGCACACUUUGCCAUAAAAGAUUUUCUCAGAAGAAUAAUUUAAAAAUACAUAAGCGCUCACACACUGGAGAAAAGCCUUUUGCAUGCUCACUUUGUGGUAAACGAUUCGCUCGGAAAGGACAUGUAGUAAGCCACGCAAGUAGCCACACUGAGAGAAAACCUUUGAAUUCUUGCUUGUGACAAAAUGUUCCGAUUCCUGCAUUUACAAUGGAAAAAGCAUUUCAAUUUCAUUAUUCGGUUUCUCACGAGCCUCUUUUGAAAAAGUUGUUCAUGAUUUUUCAGGUGCUGUUCUUUUUUACAACUAUCCAAUUCAUAUAUGGCGGAAAACACAGACAAGGUUGAAAUGGCAGUUUCUGCUCUUGCACCCCACUUUAAAAUAAACUGCUGUAUUUUAAGCCAGUGCUUCUCAAUUAUUUUCUGUUACGCCCCCCCCCCCCAAAGAAGACGUAAAUGUUUCGCGCCCCCCCCUGCCGCCACUGUAAAUAGUAUCAUGUCUAUAAUAUGACUAUUAUAAGUACACCUCUGCCUAACAUUGUGUCCUUUUUUUCUAUUAAAGAAAAAAAGUAACAUAGAUAAACUUAUAAUAAAGUAUAACUUUAUUAAUAUUGUUUUUUUUGCCUGAAUUAAAAAAAAAAGUCACAUCCAAACUAAAAAUACAAACAAGGUAAAUUUUUGACCAUUGGAUACUGAAAAAUAAAAUGUAAUAAAAUCAGUAAACAAUAACUAAUUCAAAUUGAUUAGAAACAUUAACUCAUGAGGACAAUAUGCCCCAAAAUUUGACCGAAAAACAAAACUGAAUAGAAGGGGAAAAAAGUGUCUUUGGACAGAAGGACAGUUUUAUUUUUGCUGCUCGCUGCUCCCAGUAUCACCUCCAGUUUGCAAUGAUGUGGGGUUAUUUUGCACUGAGCAUGCUAACAGUGCUCACCGGUUUACUGAUAUAACACUGAUAAAGCGGGACGAUUGUUGGCAAUAUUCGGCACGUUUUCGCUGAAAAACAAUCAAGCGGCUUAUCAAUGAGAUUGAGAUCUAAUGUCUUUAAGUGGCGUCUUAAUUGAUUUGACUUCCGGCUGUCCGCUAUCAUCAUUUUUAGACACAGUACACAGUGGUCUUUCCUCAUCUCUCAGUAACUCCCACUGUAUUAAAAGUCAAAGGCAAACGGCCCGAAAAAAGCGCAUUCUCGGCGGCCGAGGGAGAACCGUAGGUGAGGGCGGUCGUCGUGACGAUCCCAAACCGAAAAUGGCACUUCUCAGGCGGACACCUGAGAACCGGAGAAGACUGUGGGUAGCUGCGUGAGUCCGGCCGGAAAACGGCUUUCGAAAACUGCGCACAACUCUUCAUAUCUCCUUUCUGUCCUCUUGCUUAGUUCAAAAAUACUGCGUGCACUCUGAAAAUGAGAGCGCCACUGCCACCCACUGAGUGGAUGUGCAAGUACACUUUAUUCUAGUACAGCAAAAAAAAAAAAAAAAAGCAUGUUCCCCGAGGUCGCAUGCGCCACCCCUGACAUCGCUCUGCGCCCCCCUAGGGGGGGCGUGCCCCACUAUUUGAGAAGUACUGUUUUAAGCCAAAACUGUUGUGUUUGAUGGAACAAUAUGUCCAUAUGCUGCCAUAGCAUAAUCAUGGCACAUUAAGCCCCUAAACUAUUUUUAAUAUGUCCGGUUUACACUGGAAACCCCCUUUUAAAGAUGUCGUGCAACCGCUUUUGUUUCAACCCAGCCAAAAAAAGAAGGCACGUAAGAUUCAUUUUUGGAAAUGACAUUUUUAGCUUAGAAUCAUUAAUUGA